AUGGCCUCCCCCGUGAAACGACGCGUCCUGGCACCCCUCGACGCAAACGCGAGCGUGUCUGCCUCGCCCAUUUCCGUCGCAAGCAAGCCAGUAGCUGUCGAGAGCAAGUUCCCACUGUCACCGCCAAGCAGUGCCAUAGCUCAUAAGCGCACACUGCCGGAGACGUGUCUGGACAACGAGCCGGCCGACUCCACGACGCCCCUGAAGAAGACAUGUCUCGCGAGCGGCGCGGAGAUGUCAUCAACAAUCCUGCUGCGUGAUAGCAAGCAGUCGGACAAGCAGUCUCAGCAACAGCAGAAGCAGCAGAUCGACCAGAUUCCUACAACAGCCUCCCCAGCAGUUGCCAUGACUGCCUCCGCCUCUCGGCGUUCUCUGUCUCCUACUACAUCCUCCGUCUUCGAUCUGUCCGCCAUGGUCGACACGUCUCAGGCCACCAACAUUACCGAGCCGGACAUCGACGCUCCCCGGCCUGCCGGCUCGUCUGGACCGCCGACGCGAGAACAAUCGCGACAGAGAGCAGAGAUUCUCAAACUUCGUCUGAGUUUGGCCCGGUACAAAGUGCGAACGGGCCAGGUUGACGUGCCACUGGAGCAGCUCCGGGUGGUGCCGGCGGCAAUACUACUGCAACGCCAACAAGGCCAAUUGUCAAGGGAGUGUUCAGCGAGCGAAUGGCUGCGUCAGCAGCGAGAGCAAAAGCACGAGGCAGAGCCGGCGAGCUCGCAGGCGAGACAUCAGCCGCCGCUGCGACAGCGAUUGGCGCUGUGGGGCCCUGCCUCGUCAAGCGUGGUCGGCGCUCCUAGCAGCCGCGGUCGUAACGACGAAGUGAGCGCCACUCAGACCAGCAGCAGCGACGACGACGACGAGGAGGAUGAAGGCGACGACGAUGUGCAAGAUUCCCAGCCCCUCCCACAGCAACCGCGGCAUCAGCUGGACACGGUGGACGUCAUUGAAGACAGUGACCUAUCUGAUCCGGAUGGUCCGAAGCUGAUUCGGGCCAAUGACGACGACGAAGACGAGGACGAGUACGGCCAUGAGGACGACGAUGACCUGCCUCAGAUGCCGCGGGUCCGUCGCUUGUCGCCCGCCAAGAAGUCAACGUUGAGCAGCAACAAGCACAACAUUUUGACCACGCCGCGCGGCAACCGGCUCCUGGUGGAUGAUGUGAACGGGGGCCAUUUGGAUGGUCUAACAAGCAGUGCCAUGCGUGGCAGUGCCGUCAAUGGUCUGCUCAGCCUUUCCCGCAGCUGA
Messenger RNA from Sporothrix schenckii 1099-18, 1248 nucleotides. RefSeq lists its product as uncharacterized. The coding region runs from base 1 to 1248 and encodes 415 amino acids. The record is from RefSeq and is a predicted model, not a curated record. NCBI's taxonomy places the organism in Eukaryota, Fungi, Ascomycota, Sordariomycetes, Ophiostomatales, Ophiostomataceae. The transcript has 2 exons.